Messenger RNA from Marasmius oreades (fairy-ring Marasmius), 2182 nucleotides. RefSeq lists its product as uncharacterized. The record is from RefSeq and is a predicted model, not a curated record. The coding region runs from base 821 to 2065 and encodes 414 amino acids. NCBI's taxonomy places the organism in Eukaryota, Fungi, Basidiomycota, Agaricomycetes, Agaricales, Marasmiaceae. Gene Ontology annotation, molecular function: monooxygenase activity; oxidoreductase activity, acting on paired donors, with incorporation or reduction of molecular oxygen; iron ion binding. The transcript is spliced from 15 exons.
CUUGUUUCUCGCUCUAAUGCUAGUUCACAGAAUCGUGAUGCAUUAGUAGGGAUUUCCCACAAAACCAUCAAAACACGAUCCGAAACACUCAAGACUGCCUGGGAGUCCAAACAAAGCCGUCAACAGUAGUAGUGUGCACAUUCUCUUUCGCUCACACUAGAGUCUAAGGGAGAACCCAAAGACAUGACAGGGAGCCGAACAAACCGUAUAUGAAGAGCCUUAAAGGAUAAUCCUGGCCGGACUGUACUCUAGUGCGCUGCACGUUCCUGGUUGGGUUUAGGUCCUUACUUCUAUCCAUUUUGACUGCUCUUAUCGGCUUUCACAUAGUUCUGGCCACGAGCCCAUCGAAGCCGUGGUGCUUGCUGAAUAAACACCACCGAUCUUCUCACGAAUUCGACAUAUAUAUAUAGCAGCUAGCGGCCACUGCCAAUCCUCUCAGGAACCAGAAUGGGCUUGCUAUCGCGAGUGAGCGGUUAUUAUGGACCUAUGAUCGCGAUUGUUCUUGGGAUGAUCCUGGUAGUGCGCUCAGCGAGGCUUAGGCGAAAACUUCCGCCUGGUCCAAGAGCUCUUCCUCUCAUAGGAAAUCUGUUGGAUCUCCCACGCAGCCACGAAUGGUUGACGUACGUUGAGUGGGGGAGAAAAUUCAGUCAGGUCUUACCUCGGUUGUCAGGUUCGCGAACUCAAUGCCAUCGCAACAGAUUCCGAUAUCGUUCACUUCGAAUUCGCCGGUACCACGACCAUAAUCUUGAACUCCUAUGAGGCCAUCAAUGACCUUUUGGAGAAGCGGUCAAAUAUAUAUUCAAGCAGGCCGAAAUGGACGAUGUUGAAUGAGGUGAUUGGAUGGAAUUGGAUACUCAUCACAAUGCCCUAUGGGAAGUCGUGGAAUACCCGCCGAAAACUCGUUCAUCAAGAAUUCAACCCGAAGCAAUCAGAACGAUAUGAACCGCAAACAGUCAAGGCAGUCAGGAAUCUACUGGUUGACCUUCUUCGUGAACCCGACAACUUCUGUCAUCUUUUUCGACACAUGGCCGGUUCUAUAAUUCUCUCUAUAACCUAUGGCAUCACCAUUAAACCAGCGGAAAUCGGUGACCCAGCGAUAGACACAGCUGAACGAGCACUUGAGGGUUUCGAGGCUGCUGCUGUCCUGGGGUCAUUCCUAGUCGACUACCUUCCGAUUCUCAAAUACCUACCUUCAUGGUUUCCUGGGGCAUCUUUCAAACUCAAGGGAAGAGAAUGGGGGAAGGAUGCUGACAGGAUGUUGAACGAGCCUUUUGAUAUUGUCAAGGAGCAGAUUGUUAACGGAUCAAAUAAGCCCUGUUUUGUCUCUUACUGUCUGGACAGAAAGAAUGCCAAAGAUGUGGAUGAAACAGUUGUACGGGAGUCUGCUGGUGCUAUGUAUCUUGCUGGCACCGAUACGACCGUCUGCGCCCUUCAUAUCUUCAUCCUCGCCAUGGUGUGCUACCCCGAAGCCCAGAGAUUAGCUCAAGAAGAACUGGACAGGGUUGUCGACCCAGACAGGCUACCGGAUUUGAAGGAUCGCGAUGACUUGCCAUACAUUACAGCUAUUCUGUAUGAGACCAUGCGCUGGCAACCAGUCGAUCCACUUGGUUUAGCCCACCUUGUUACGGAAGAAGACGAAUACAGAGGGUAUCGAAUUCCGAGAAACUCGGUAGUUACCGGGAACGUUUGGGCUGUAUUCCGAGAUGCAGAGAUAUAUGGACGGGACACGGACAAGUUCAUUCCAGGUCGAUUCCUUACUCCAGACGGUCAGAUCAAUCCCGAUAUCCCGGAACCCACAAUGUUUUGGGGAACCGGGAGGAGAAUAUGUCCUGGCCGUCAUUUUGCAAUGAUAAGUAUGUACGCGGCCGUAGCAGGCAUGCUAUAUUCCUUCAACAUUAGGAAAGUCAGGGACAAGUUUGGAAAUGAAAUUGUGCCAAGUCAAGAGUUUACGUCGUCUUUACAGAGUCGGCCUGUACCAUUUCCAUGCGAAAUCAAGCCACGGUCUGAACACCACGAGAAACUAAUAAGAACCGCUGCGGUUUUGAUGAACGAUGUUGACAUUUAGGCAGUUAUUUAAUGUUUGCACUCGUUCGUGUUUUGUCCAAGUUGGCGCUGCGGUAAUACUGUUCUGUACCGAUGCAUCUCUAAAUACUACAUUACAUAAUCCAGAGUUAUGCCAGGA